CAGACCUGGUAGCUACACCGCAGACAUACAGCCGAGCUGCUGCUACAACAGAAUUAAUCAUUAAAGUGUCAUUAUUAGCACUGUGAUAACUGCUGUGAGAGUAAAAAGACAGACUGUUUUUUUUUUCUACGCAGUUCGGUGUGACUCCAGUGAAGGGGAGGAGGAGCGCUGCUGCUCAUUCGCUCUCCGAGGCUCUCCGCCGCACAGCAGCAACUUCAAAACACGGAGGAAACCCGGCAGAGAGGACGUGUUGGUGGGAAAGCGACCACCGACGGACACCUCACCUGCCCAGGGACAUAUCAAACACACCGACAGAGCCUGCUGGUCCAGUUCCCAUCUGUCCACUGGCUGUGGAGCUGCUCAAAGAGUCUCAGAGCUGUGGAUUGCAUCAUGAUGGGACAAUAGUGGUGGGAAUCAAAGCUCGCCCUCCUUCUCUUUCUCCAUCUCCUCCCCCAUUUCUUUUUCUCUCACAGAAACCCUUCCCCCUGACAAAUACACAAACUCUGACCACUCCUCCCACGCUGGUCAUGCUCCACUCCCCCCAUCGCUUCAGCCAGUCAGGCAGAGAGUCGAUGGAGGCUGUGUAAUCCUCUGUAAAGUAAAGGCCCUAUACGGCUGCAUAUGCUGCCUUUUGUCAUGGCGGCUGUUGUUGUUGCGGAGGCCUCCCUCAGGAGAGAGCAUGAGGGAGAACAGGAGGCAGCGUAAAGCUCACAAAGGGAGGACGGGAGAGUGAGAGAGGCUGCCGUUUGUUUGACUGCAGGAGAAUGAGCUUCACGUGGCAGCCGCUGGAAUUCAGUGGAGGUGAAACUACAUGAUGUGGCAUCAUCUCCCCACGCUAAACACACACUGGACCAACGGUCAACUCUGGAGAUAUUUGCCACCUGCUGACCAGCAGCAAGGAAUGCAGUGAAGCACACAAGUUGACAAGACUUUCUUUUUCUCACGUAGAAUAUUUUUCUAGUGUUCCUCUUCUUGGUGGUCUUUUCAGUUUCAGCCUACCAAAAGUGCCUUUUUUCUAUGGUUUUUUAUUAUUACCCGUUUUGCUCCAUAUUCCCAGAUUAUUAAAUUGAUGAACACAUUGUGGAUUACUGUUUAUCUGACGGUGUGUGGGUAGUAUCAGCCACGACACCAGCCUCCAUUAGACUUGACAAUCAUCACCUGCAUGGGGAGCUCUCACUGAAGCCCAGCAGAAUAUCACUGAGGUUUCAGGCUGCUUCACAUCACUGCCUCCGCCGGACCGCUCCUGUUCUGACAACGCCGUCACCAUGGUGAGCUUCCAGUCCAGAUGGCGCUACCUCUUCAUGUUCCUGGGCAUCCAGCUGGUGGUUAUGGCGCUGCUGUCCCGAGAGGGCUACCAGAAGAGGGUCACCUAUUUCAUCCGCAUCUUCCGCAAACCCGACGCCUCCGUCUUCUCGGGCCGCAACCACUCCGCAGCUGGCAUCAGCGGAGGUGACGUGUAUGCCAACCUCUCCCACCUUUCCAAAAAUCACAUCCAUGCAGAUGAGAUACACUACUGCCCCAAGACGUCCCCUUUAAUCGGAGGGCCGAUCCACGUCAGCUUCCCGUCAGGACUCACUCUGGCGCAGGUUCAGAGGAAGAACCCCCUGGUGGUGCGUGGAGGACACUACAGGCCGCCCGACUGCGAGGCGAGGCACCGGACCGCCAUCAUCAUCCCCCACCGGCACCGAGAACACCACCUCAAGUUCCUGCUCUACUACCUGCAUCCUUUCCUGCAGCGGCAACAGCUCAGCUAUGGAAUCUACAUAAUCCACCAGGCUGGAAACUACACUUUCAACAGAGCCAAGCUGAUGAACGUUGGUUUCCGGGAGGCAAUGAGGGAGGAAGACUGGGACUGCCUUUUCUUUCAUGACGUGGACCUCAUACCGGAGGACGACCGCAACACAUACGUGUGCGACGCCAACCCGAAACACGCAGCCAUCGCCAUGGACAAGUUUGGCUACAAGCUUCCGUACAAGAUGUACUUUGGGGGAGUGUCAGCUCUGACGCCACUGCACUACCUCAAAAUGAACGGUUUCCCCAACAACUACUGGGGCUGGGGCGGAGAGGACGACGAUAUUGGAGUCAGAGUGUCUCUGGCUGGGAUGUACAUCAGCCGUCCAUCACUGAAGGUCGGCCGUUACAAGAUGAUUAAACACAAGCUGGACAAAGGCAACGACGUGAACCCAAAGAGGUUCAACAUGCUGGCGAAGACUCGUCAGACCUGGAAGCUGGACGGGAUGAACACAGCUGAAUACGAGAUAAUCUCACGGCAGUACUUGCCGCUCUACACCAACAUCACCGUCUUCAUUGGCACAGAGGCCGGUCUGCACUCAACACCACCUCCUCCUAAAGCUGCCGGCAAAGCUGAGGCCAAACCUGCAGCCGCAGCUCCUGCCAACGUCCAAGAAAAAGGCGCCGCCAAACCCGACGGCAAAGUCAAAGAGGACACCUCAGAGAAGUAGUGCUGAACUUCCAUCAGAACAUGCUGCAUGAUGGCGUCUUUUCUCCUCAGCAACCCAGAGUUUUUCCUCAUUUUAAGCUUUUUUUGAACAGUAGUUUGUGGAGAAUCGACAUCAUACUGCCUGCAGGCAUCGUUCGGGUGGUUCAAACACCCGGUUUAUUAAAAACAGAACUGACGGCUCUCCACUUUGGUUCUCUGAUAUUCUUCCACAGGAGCCACAGCAAAGAGAGACAGUAAAAGUUGGACUCUAUGAGUUUCUAUAUCUACAGCACUGUGGUCGCUGGUUAAACCUUGUGAGGCCUUAGAAUUUUAUUUUUCUUGUCUUUUCACUCAUACCUUACUUUAUGUAGAGUCGUGGAGCAGCAGCUUCCAGCUUUCUCUGUGCCACAACAGAGUUGGACUUAUUUUUUUUUCAUCAAAACCAGUGAAGACAAGCUUGUGUUUGCAGGUGAAGCUGCUGCACCGAACACAGAGCUUUGUUUGUGCUGACAUAUCCCAUUAGUCUGACGCUUUCCCACACAGAUCUGCACAGUUUGAGUUUCAAACAUUGACUCGAUUUUAACCACGAUAUCGGAGGUCAGAGAUAAUUAUGCCUCUCGUCAUCUUCAAUGGGAGUAGUUUAGUGCGGUUUGUCUGUGUAGCUUUCACAUCAUUUCCUUAUAAUUCAGCAUAUCUAACACCUACAGCAUCUGACUGAAGUUAUCGUUUGUGUAUUUGUCAUUAAGUUAGAGCAGCUGUUGGCGACGGCGUUCAGUCCGCUGCCUUCAGACAAGCUUGAGAUUCACAUCAAAAUGGAGUCUGUUUAUGCUUUUUUUCCCCCAUAAAUAUGCUGAUUAUGUAGCGUAGCUACUUCUGUAAAUGUACCUGAGGAGUGCUGGCUUUAAGCUACACAAAAUAAAUAGAAAAAGGAGCGUCUGCAGCGUCCUAAUCACCAGCGGAGCAGCUACAUGAGAGGUCUUUAGUCGAUGGACACUAAAAAUGGUUUUGAUGUUGUCACGAGAAAACAUUAGCCAUGUUUCCAUACACAUUCAGAAAAAGUUAACACACUCACUUGAGGUGGUUUUUGACUUUUCCUAAAGCAUUUAAGAGCUUCAUGGGAGAUGGACACACUUUUUCUGAAUCAGUUAUGAAACAUGGCCGACACCAGCUGACAGGAAACAAUAAUCACAACUUUCCUGAUUUAAAAACCAUUCUAAAGCUUUAUAUCUCCCUCGUAGAUGCACAAAGUUUAGUUUCUUGUUUGGAGUUUUUUAGAAGUUUGAAAACAACUGGUUUUGUCUUCUACUCUUUUUAGUACAGCAGAUGUAGCCUACAGCGCCACCCUCUGGCAACAUGACACCCCCCAGUGUAUUCACUCCAAAGCAGUUAAUGGAAACAAAACCGAUUUUUUAUUUAUUUUUUUUAGAUAUUUCAAAAAGAGCUGCAACGAUUGACUGAUUAGUUGUCAAGUAUUACAUGUUUUAUUUCUUUGAUUACAGCUACUGAAAUGUGAACAUUGCCUGAUGUCUUUCCUCCUCUAUGGGAGUAAACUAAAUAUCUUUGGACAAAACAUUUGUCAUCUGAGGGGACUUUGGAAAACACUGACUGACAUUUUUCAUCAUUUCCUUGGGUUUUUAUUUUUUAGACCAAACAGUUGGAAUAAUGGAGUUAACAGUCAUUAGUUGCAGCUCUAAUUUGAAAAGUUUGCUUCAAAUUCAAUCCAUGGCUACCUGGAAACAUGGCUAUUGUGAUUUCUGCACGGUUUUAUUUCAGUUUUGAGCAUAUCAUCCUUUAGGAAAAAUACUGAUUUGAUCAUUCAAAAGAACAAAAUGCUGUCAAACCGACUGUGUGAUGUUUUGUCUCGACACCAACGCUUGGUCAUUUUGUGAAUUUAAACUGAAAAUCGGAGGUCUGUUAUGGAUAAUUUGAGCAGUAUUUGUGAGGUAACCAGGAAUUAAACUGACCGUGUUUAGUUAGUUCAUUUCAAAUGCUUAAAGGAUUGUUAGUUUGACUUUAUGUUGAUUCGAUGCCACUCUGAAAGCGUUUUUCUUUUGUUAGUGCCCGCAUACUGCAUGUAGUCUGCUACGGAGGGUGAAAAGUGACUCGAGUAUAAAUAAAUGCAGCCUUGUAGAGAAAGUUAAAUUAAUUUUGGGAAUUCUGCAUUUCCACACAUCAGCUCUGCAUUUCUUUUUACACCCAAAUCAUUUUGUCCUCUUCAAUUUUGACAGAUGUGAUUGUGAAAAAGUCCCUUUAUCCGGCGAGGCAGAAACCAAAGACGACGGCACUGAAAGCUGUGACGAAAGGAUUACAAAAAGAAGAAUGUCUUGUGAAUGAUUUCCUGUAAAUCUGUCUUCAGAAAAUUCACAAACCACAGGUGAACCGUGUUUUGUGUUUGUCAAACUCUGUAGUGAUUGAUUUUUUUUUUUAAUCCAUGGAGGUGUGAGAGGUUAGCAGUGAUUUUCAUAAACACAUCUGCAUACUGUAAUAUCGUUUUGAUGUAAAGCCACAUUCAGCUCCUUCCGCCUUUUAGCAGCGCACACAAUCUAACAGCAGCUGUAUAUCAGGAGUAGAUCUGCAUGGCAACAGGCCUCUUAGUAAUGUUUGGAUAUGAUGCACAUCAGCGCUCAUCUAAGCAUGCUGAAGUGUGUGAGUGUGUGUGAGAGUUGUGAACUGGAAACUCUUAUUGUGACUUUAAAUCCAGAGUCCCCAUGUUUGGGUCGUUUACCUGAAAUGUUUGCUUUGAUUCGACUCCAUUCUGAUGUGGAUCAUCGCGGGCCGGUAAUGAAGCUGCACGGGGCAAUGUGACUUUGUGAGUUAUUUCUGCUCUCCUUAUGAAUUCUGCACAGUCCAGAGUGGCCUUAAAUUCAUCAAUAAACUGAUUAUUCAAAAUAAA
This is a messenger RNA of Amphiprion ocellaris (clown anemonefish), 5333 nucleotides long. Its product is annotated as beta-1,4-galactosyltransferase 3. The transcript has 7 exons. Lineage: Eukaryota; Metazoa; Chordata; Actinopteri; Pomacentridae. Gene Ontology annotation, molecular function: glycosyltransferase activity. The record is from RefSeq and is a predicted model, not a curated record. Gene Ontology annotation, biological process: carbohydrate metabolic process. The coding region runs from base 1266 to 2462 and encodes 398 amino acids.